This is a messenger RNA of Calypte anna (Anna's hummingbird), 1410 nucleotides long. It is a transcript of the gene RDM1, whose product is annotated as RAD52 motif containing 1. Gene Ontology annotation, cellular component: nucleolus. Gene Ontology annotation, molecular function: RNA binding. The record is from RefSeq and is a predicted model, not a curated record. The coding region runs from base 4 to 825 and encodes 273 amino acids. NCBI's taxonomy places the organism in Eukaryota, Metazoa, Chordata, Aves, Apodiformes, Trochilidae. The transcript is spliced from 7 exons.
GGAAUGGCGGAGGUGGUGGAGUUCCGGGUACCCACCGGGAGCGCCCAAACUUUGCUGGUCUGGGGGCUGGAGCCUCAGCCGGACCUGGAGCAUUCCCUGUAUUCAGCAUUUUCCAAGUUUGGGCUGCUGUACUCAGUACGUGCACACAGCAGUGCAGCAGGGGCAGGGCCGGGCUCCUACGCCAUCCUCAAGUUUUAUUCCUCUGGGGACGCACGCAGAGCCCAACGCGCCUGCAACGGGCAAAGGCUCUUCCAGAAAUCUGCCCUGAAGGUCUGUGUUUGCACCAAGCAGAAAGGGUUUCAGCAACAAGGCCUUGCUCUCAACAGCAACAAGUGCCAGGAGUUGGCCAACCACUACCUUGGCUUUAAUGGCUGGUCCAGCCGCAUCAUCACACUGCAGGACGUGUCUGGCUUUGAUGGUGAGAAUGAGGAGCAGUCUGUGAAAUACCUGUGUGCUGUGGAGGUGACUCUGCCCACCCACGGGGUGUGCACCAGGGGGGUUGCCCUGGCUGAGGCAGACGUGGAGAACACUGAAGAUCCUCUCCAGUUCAUCACAGCCUCCAGGAGAGUUCAGAAGCUUGCUGUUGGGAAGGCUUUGUCUGCUGCCUUUCAGAAGAUACUCCUGGUAGUCUUAGAGAAUGGGAAAGUGGCUGUGGAGUACAAUUCCACCCAAGAGGAGCUCACAGAUUCCUUAGCAGAAGAGGAACUGAAGGGGCUUGUUCAGGUCAACGAAGUGUCCUUGGAACAGUUUGACUGUGAAGAAGAAGUUUUGUCUGAUCUCAGUUUUGAUGAUGAGCUCCCUGGGCAGGAGAUGCCAUCUAAUUAGUGCAGCUCUGUCUUCACAUCAUUUCCCGAAGUUCUGCAGUGUCUGAUUAGGAAGGAAAGUCUCAAUACUGUCAAAUGCCAUGUGCAUCACAGCCAGUGUUUUCUUUUCCUCCAAACUGGUAACAGCCAUAGAAAAGGGCAGUAAACCUGGUGUUACUAAAAUUAAGCCCCAAAAUAUAUGCUCUUUGUUUGGAGGGGAAGUGUUUUCCUGUCAUCCAAACCAGGUCAGCUAAAUAUGGAAGCCAGCUUAGCUGCACAACUGGUAUUUUGGCAGUGUAACAGAUUUGCAGGGUGCUUAAAGAAAAAUAAAAAGGAUUGAACUCAGGUUUGUUCUGAUCUGCAGGAGAAAGCUGGAGACAGCAGGGGAUGUCUUGCCAGCAGGAGUAGCUGUGGUGCUUACACAUGGCUGCAGAGGCACAGAGAAAGAGAAUUUCAGUGAAUCUUUUCAAGAAAUAACCCUGAGUCUUGCAAUAAUACAUUGCACCACAGGAGCCACGUGGGUUGAGCCCCAGUCAGGACAUUGCUGUGAUGUAAAGCAAAGAUUCUUUUUAAUAACUGUUUAAUUAAACUUAGUAAAAUUUUGUAA